This is a messenger RNA of Purpureocillium lilacinum, 180 nucleotides long. Lineage: Eukaryota; Fungi; Ascomycota; Sordariomycetes; Hypocreales; Ophiocordycipitaceae. The record is from RefSeq and is a predicted model, not a curated record.
AUGGGUUAUAUGGUCGUAGGGACUUUAGAGGAGCCUUGUGGCUUCGAGGCGGAAACGGUACUCGGCGCGCCCGGAGGGGGCCAGGCGGCGAGUCAGAGGAAGCGAGAACACGGCUCGGCAAACAGGCCGGUGGUACGACGACGGACGGCAUGUGUGUUGAUGUGGAGCGGAGCAAGGUAA